Lasiosphaeria miniovina is the source of this 1269-nucleotide messenger RNA. RefSeq names its product P-loop containing nucleoside triphosphate hydrolase protein. The record is from RefSeq and is a predicted model, not a curated record. Bases 1 to 1269 code for a protein of 422 amino acids. NCBI's taxonomy places the organism in Eukaryota, Fungi, Ascomycota, Sordariomycetes, Sordariales, Lasiosphaeriaceae. The transcript is spliced from 4 exons. Gene Ontology annotation, molecular function: GTP binding; ATP hydrolysis activity. Gene Ontology annotation, cellular component: cytoplasm.
AUGCCUCGAGACCCACUCAUCGGCCUGGUCGGCAAGCCGAGCGCGGGCAAGUCGAGCACGCUCAACUCGCUAACCGAUGCGACCUCUAAAGUCGGUGGCUUCACCACGAUAGAUCCCCAGCGGGCCAUUGGCUACCUGCAGAUAGACUGCGCUUGCGCGCGGUUCGGGGUGUCGGACCGGUGCCGGCCCAACUACGGGUCAUGUGUUGACGGGCGGCGCAGCGUGCCCAUCGAGCUGCUCGACGUGGCCGGGCUGGUACCGGGCGCGCACGAGGGCAAGGGCCUGGGCAACAAGUUCCUCGACGACCUGCGGCACGCCGACGCCCUAAUCCACGUCGUCGACGUGUCGGGCACCACCGACGCCGAGGGCAAGAACACGCGCGGCUACGACCCCUCGGUCGACAUCGCCUGGCUGCGCUCCGAGAUCGUCGCCUGGAUCCGCGGCAAUCUCAUGCAGAAGUGGGGAUCCAUCCGCCGCCGCCACAUCGCCGUCAAGGCCACCGCCGUCGAGACCCUCCAGGGGCAGUUCAGCGGCUACGGGAGUACGGCUGCCGUCGUCGCCCGCACCCUCGACCGCCUCGGCCUCAAGGAGCCCCUAGAGGACUGGAGUGACGAGACAAUCGACCGCGUGGUGAACGCCUUCACGGACGAGAAGUUCCCGACGGUGAUCGCGCUCAACAAGAUCGACCACCCGGACUCGGACAAGAACAUCGCCAAGAUCGCCAAGAUGCAGGACCCCAACACCAUCGUGCUGUGCUCGGCCAUCUCUGAGAUCUUCCUGCGCAAGAUGGCCAAGCAGUGCUACGUGCGCUACACCGAGGGCAGCGAGUUCGUCGACACGCGCGAGGACUUGGUCGCCGCCGGCGACCCCGACGGCGGCGGGCUCAAGGAGCUCGACGACAAGAACCGCACCCGCGUCGAGAACCUCAAGGACAUGGUCCUCUACCGCUUCGGCUCCACCGGCGUCGUCCAGGUCCUGUCAAAGGCCGCCGAGAUCCUCGGCCUCGUCCCCGUCUUCCCCGUCCGCAGCACCGCCGCCUUCGGUGCCGCGUCGUCCGGCGGAGGAGCCGGCGGCGAUGCCGCCAAGCCAGUCUUCCGCGACUGCGUCCUCGUCAAGAAGGGCUCUACCGUUGCCGACGUCGGCAGGAAGCUCAUAGGCGACGCGCCCAUUGCGUACAUUGAGGGCGCUGGCGGGACGAGAGUUGCUGAGGACCAAUUGGUCGAGCCUGGGAAAAACGACGUAUUAUCAUUCAAAAUAGGACGAGGGUGA